Molecule: messenger RNA, 1536 nt
Organism: Schizosaccharomyces cryophilus OY26
Lineage: Eukaryota; Fungi; Ascomycota; Schizosaccharomycetes; Schizosaccharomycetales; Schizosaccharomycetaceae
Exons: 1
Coding region: 1-1536 (511 amino acids)
Biological process (GO): amino acid transmembrane transport
Cellular component (GO): membrane
Molecular function (GO): amino acid transmembrane transporter activity
Source: RefSeq, a predicted model, not a curated record
AUGCAACCAGAUUUAACUGUAGAAGUGGGUUCCCUACGACGCUCUUUGUGUGCAAGGCAAAUCCAAAUGCUUGCCUUUGGAGGAACCAUUGGCACAGGAUUAUUUUUAGGAAUUGGUUCAUCUCUUGCUGAAUCGGGCCCUGCGGCUCUCCUUUUGUCGUUUUGCAUCAUCGGCGUAAGCGUCUACUGUACCAUGCUAGCAUUAGGCGAAAUGGCUGUCUAUAUGCCUGUAGCAGGAUCGUUUUGUACCUAUGUUGGCAAAUAUGUAGAUGAAUCUCUCAGCUUUGCCCUUACUUGGAAUUACUGGUUGAACGAUACAAUUGCUUUAGCCAGCCAUGUAUUGGCUUCUAGAUUGCUGGUUGACUUUUGGCUUCCUGAUACAACACCGUCAAUUGCUAAUACCUCUUUUUCUGAGAAUGUCGGAAUUCGUUGUACAAGAGAAAUUGUUCGCACUGCUACACCUAUCAUCUCACUCCUAGUCAACAUUGGAUUGAAUAUGCUUCCAGUGGACGGGUUUGGUGAAAUUGAAUACUGGCUUGCGGCUAUCAAAGUCUUCACAGUCGCACUGUUUUGUGUUAUCGGAGUUAUUACGAAUAUGGGAGUUAACAAAGAAAACGAGUUUAUUGGAUUCCGCUACUGGAAAGACCCUGGUGCUUUUCACAACGGUGUUGGUGGAUUUAUAAGCAGUUUUGUAAACGCGGCAUUUGCUUUUGCAGGUACAGAAUCGAUCGCUAUUGCUGCUGGGGAAGCCCUGAAUCCUGUCAAAAGCUUACCAAAGGCUAUACGGUCUAUGUCAUAUCGUGUUUUGACCUUGUACAUUCUUGGUGUUAUUGUCGUUGGUAUCAACAUUCCGUAUAACACACCCGGUUUGAAUGGAGAUUCCAUCAGAAUGUCACCCUUUACACUCGUUUUCCAAAAGUUUGGGGUACCUGGAGCAGCUAGUUUAAUGAAUGCGGUUGUCUUAUCGUCAGCUCUUUCCGCAGGCAACCAUUCGCUGUUUGCAGGAACUCGCCUUUUGUACUCUUUGGCACAAGCUGGACAUGCACCAAAGAUAUUUUCCAAAUGCAAUCGUCAUGGCAUUCCAUGGCUUGCAGUCCUAGCUACAAGCAUUCUUGCGAUUUUUUCUUUGUUAUCAUCGCACGCCGGGAAGACAUGGUCGUUUUUGCUCAACGUUAUCGCUGUAUCUAACCAAUUAUCUUGGACCUUUAUUGGAUUUACUAGCUUGCGAUUCAGGAAAGCAUUACGUGUGCAAGCAAAAACUCAUCGACUUCUUUUUCCCAAUUGGACUUAUCCCAUAGGACCACAUCUGGUGAUUGUUUUGAACGUAGUUUUCCUUAUCUUACAAGGAUGGAAGAGUUUUUUUCCUUUCCGAUUUUCUCUCUUUCUAAGUUACUAUGUAGAGAUUCCCCUCGUGUUAGGAUUGUAUCUUGUUUGGAAGUUCUACCAUCGCACUAAACUUUUGAGACCCACUGAAAUGGACUUAGAUACCCAUUGGCAUGAUCCUGCUCUACCAGCUGAAGAAUCCGUGCAAGCAUAA